GCAAUAAUAGUAGUAGUAGUAGUAGUAGCAGCAGCAGUAGCAGCAGCAGCAGCAGCAGUAGUAGUAGUAGUAGUAGUAGUAGUAGUAGUAGUAGUAGUAGUAGUACUAGUAGUCGUAGUAGUAGUAGUAGUAGUAGUAGUAGUAGUAGUCGUAGUAGUUUGAAUACUUUUAUAAAUAACGACCAACAGCUUUUAAGCGCAAUGUUUACAAUUCAUACUUAA
Loa loa (African eye worm) is the source of this 221-nucleotide messenger RNA. RefSeq lists its product as hypothetical. The record is from RefSeq and is a predicted model, not a curated record. The annotation marks the transcript as partial. NCBI's taxonomy places the organism in Eukaryota, Metazoa, Nematoda, Chromadorea, Rhabditida, Onchocercidae. The transcript has a single exon.